AUGGAUACCGAGGCUCAGCUAAAAAGACUUCAAGAAUUCGAGGCCGCAAUUCAAAAACUGAAUAGCCUGGUCUCGGAAACAAAAGAUUUUCCCUUCUACAUACACUCUAUUCACAUAAAUGGCGCAAAAAGGACGCGCAAAUCACUUUUUGAAUCUGUGUCCUAUCCGGCACUCCAAGCUCGAACGCUCGGUUCAAUUAUCGAAGAAGUUGGAAAGGCCACGGACAAAUUUCAUCGACUCGAUAUUUUCCAACAUUUGGAUGUACUUCUUGAUACCAGCAGCGAUCCAUUGGCGCGACGUGGGGCGAUGGACGUGAUCUUAUCCGUGGAAGAAAAAAGUCGAUUCUGGAUCAAAACAGGAACCGAGAUUGGAAAUGAUGCCGGUAGCGCAAACAUUUCUUUGAAUAUUCGUAAUGUGUUUGGUGGUGCGGAAACUUUGGAAACCUAUAUGUCUGCCGGUACCCAAACCUCACACGUAUUCGAGUUUUGUUUAGCGAAACCAAUUAAUGGGAAUCCUGAUUCCAAGAUUGAUAUCACUGCAUUCAGUUUGACCAGAAAUAAUCAAACUUAUAGUUCUCACGACGAAAUCCUGCGUGGUGUUGCAUUGAGAUGGAGGGUACUCUCUCGACUCGGAUUUCAUGAGCUAAGUUACGGUACAACUUGGAGACAAAUUUGCAACAUAGAUCAAGAUGCUUCACUAAGCAUACGCGAUUCGGCCGGUCAUUCCUUGAAGUCAUCCAUUACACAUAAUUGGGUGCGGGAUCGACGUGACGAUAUUAUGCUGCCAUCUCGUGGAUAUUACAUGAGACUGUUUCAGGAGGUUGCAGGAUUGGGCGGUGAUAUUUUUUUCCUUAAGAAUGAGGCGGAAGGACAAAUAAAUUUCCCACUUGGAAAAGGCUUUAUUAUCAGUGCAUCAUUAAGGAACGGAUUAUUGUAUCCGAUGAAAAUUGGACAGUCGAAAAUCAGCGACCGAUUUUUCCUCGGGGGUGCUCAGUCAGUGAGGGGGUUCAAGUUAAAUGGCAUUGGUCCCAGGGAAAAGAGGGAUUCUCUCGGAGGUGAUUUAUACUUGGCAGGCGGUCUGAGCCUUUUCACACCUUUACCCAAGUUAAAAAACUAUCCGAUAAAAGGUCAUCUAUUUUUAAAUGGCGGAAGCUUAAUUCAAGUCAAUCAAUCCCGACGACUCGUCGAUAAUAUCCAAAACCUUGCGAGAACGCCUAGCGUGUCCACGGGCAUAGGAAUUGUUUAUCGAAGCAGCAUUCUAAGAUUUGAAGUGAAUUUCUGCUUACCAUUGAUAACGACAACAACUGACAAGUGGAAAAAAGGGUUACAACUGGGAUUAGGAUUUAAUUUCUGGUGA
Acaulospora morrowiae is the source of this 1356-nucleotide messenger RNA. The record is from the annotation of a GenBank genome assembly. NCBI's taxonomy places the organism in Eukaryota, Fungi, Glomeromycota, Glomeromycetes, Diversisporales, Acaulosporaceae.